UAUUCAUAUAGAUUGAGCGGAACUCCGUAGCUGGGAACUCUUCGUGAGCCGGAGGGCUAAGACGAGUUGUAGUCCUCCUUCAAUGCUCGAGAUGGAACGCACACGUGGUCAGAGAGAGAGAGCAGGUAGAAAGGCUGUAUAGGUUGAAUCGGCGUUCGUCAGACAAGAUUCAAUCCUGCGCGUGCAUCUACUCGCAAAAGAGGCAUGGUAUAGAUUACGCAAGGUUAUUUUUUGCUCAUCUAAUGGUGCAGGACGGUAGAAAACCGUAGAGCGUGGCGAGGAUAGUGAAAGUGGACAGAUGAGAAGGUAUACUCACAUUGUUCUCCUCCGGUGCGAGAUUUGCCUUUAGCUGGUCGUACUGUUAAGCCAUCUCCUCCCUCGCGUGAUCAUACACGGCGGCGUAAAUUUUCGUUGCGCUCAGGCAAGUCAGAUUCCUUCGCGUUCGCUUCGUACACGAGAUGCUUGACCUGAAGAGACGAGUGGGGCUGAGGGAUCGGAGAACGGGAGAGAACGCCUGGUAGAUGGGGCGAUGUGCGCGUUCCAGCGGGUUCAUCGAUGCGCUUCCCCCGGUCCUGCACGCCAUAUUCUCGCACACGCGACGGCGAUGCGACUUCACAGGCAUGUGAUUCGCCGUGAUGGCUGGGGGACGCCACGAAGACUAUGACGUAGGAGUCGGGCCGCGCGACUCCAUAUACGGCGUUGCCUGCUCUCACAGACGACGACCUCCGUACCCACAGGGCUCCUAUCACUUUCUCUAACCACCAUGUCAGGCGAAUACGGCACGACAUACACACCUCCGCCAGGACCCCCGCCCUCUCAAACUCACGCCGUCCACUACGCCCCACCACCAGGGCUUCCGCCGCCGCAACAGUACCUGCAGACAGCCCCGUCAGGCGCAGACCCUGCGAGCACAGAGCCUCCGCCGCCAUACACCGCCAAAGCGUCCGACCCUCUGCCAAGUUGGGCCCAGGCGUCCGCAUCCGUGCGCGACCUCUCCGCGCGGUACCCCAUCUUCGCGCCAGACCACGUCCCGCUCGAUCCGCCACCGCCGUUCUUCAGCACGCCGUCGCCGCGGCGCAUCCGCUCGCGCAGCUUCGCGCCCUGGACCGUGCCCUCGCGCGGCCGCAACAUCGCCGACGGCUUCCCGGUGCUCUACAACGACGUGCUCAAGACGCACGGCAUCGCCGAGGACGACUGGGCGCGGUUCGUGCGCGACCUCCAGGUCGCGGCCCGUCUCUCACUCUUGGGCCUCAACAUGCGCGGCGAGCGCCAGCGCAGGGCGUCGCUCUCCGGGGGCAUACUUGGCUCGGUGAGAGGCAGGGCGUAUGAUGCGGCGUUUGUGAAGAGCCCGCUCGAGCAGGUGGAUCAGCUGGUGCAGAUAUACAAUGGGAGCGCAUGGGAGCGAAGGAAGGUCCGGGUCACGGUACGCAUGCAGUUUGCCGAGAGCGGGAGAGAGAGAUACGAGUUGCUCGUGGAAGCAUUAUAGAACGGCGUGCUUAUGUGAAAAUGCGAAAAUCGCAUGGAUCGCACUGUGGUGUAUUUGUAUCGCGCAUAUAUUCGGCAUUUGUUAUCAAUAAUCACAAUAAAAGCGUAAUGUUGCAGCGCGCCGGCGUAGCAAGGCGUCGUAUAUACAUUUGGAAAUCAAUGCGAAUGUCAAGU
Molecule: messenger RNA, 1659 nt
Organism: Phanerochaete carnosa HHB-10118-sp
Lineage: Eukaryota; Fungi; Basidiomycota; Agaricomycetes; Polyporales; Phanerochaetaceae
Exons: 3
Coding region: 764-1486 (240 amino acids)
Source: RefSeq, a predicted model, not a curated record